AUGGUUGAGGGUGAAUCAAGCAAUGCAAGGAGAAGGCUUAAAAUGCAAGCCGAUUUGGAGAGAAUGACUCAAAGGAUGGAAGAGUCUGAUGCAGAGGGAUAUGUCUACUCUGAGGAGAAGGAGGGAAAUGGCUCUCCAAAUGAAGAAGGAAGUGAUGAGACUGAGAGUGAAGAGGAAGGAGAAGAGGUGAAUCAAUUGGUUGAUAAGAGUGAGCAAGAAGUAACCAAGAUGAGCCAUGGAGAGGCUGAGCCACAAGAGGAGGAGGAAAAACUCCCUAUGUACCAAGAGCACUACAAUGCUCUCUUCUCCAUGGACUUUGUGGAGACCAAGUACCCACAUGAUGACACAAUGAAGGCUUGGAUCUUUGAGAUGUGGAGUUGGUACUCAAGAACAUGCAAUUGGCAAGUUUUCUCUCACCGCAUGGAGUCCUACAAGGAGCUCACUUGGAGAGAGGAAGAUGGUAACCUUCAGGCAGCUAGAGAUACUCUUUGGUUCACUUAUGGAGAAGGAAACCUAUGGAAUAUCAAGGAGAUGAACUCCAAAGAGUAUUGGGCUACAAUCGCUGAAGAGGGAAGGCCACUGGUACAAUCAAUGAGGGAGAAGUCAAGCUCCUUGACAUGGGAAUUAAGCCCAUCAUCUCACGCACAAGGGAUGGGAAGAAGAUCAGAGGAGAUAGGGCACACGCAGGAAACUUCAUGCCUCUCCUUGAGCAGCUGCUCUCCUACAAGGUCACGGCCUACAACACUCGGCAAAAGGGAAGGAAACUUAGUGUUGGAGGGUCAUCACGCCAAUCUUGUGCAGCUGGAGUCCAACUGA
Molecule: messenger RNA, 816 nt
Organism: Microthlaspi erraticum
Lineage: Eukaryota; Viridiplantae; Streptophyta; Magnoliopsida; Brassicales; Brassicaceae
Source: the annotation of a GenBank genome assembly